Odontomachus brunneus is the source of this 2972-nucleotide messenger RNA. RefSeq names its product glutamyl aminopeptidase-like. Gene Ontology annotation, biological process: peptide catabolic process; proteolysis. Gene Ontology annotation, molecular function: metalloaminopeptidase activity; zinc ion binding; peptide binding. The transcript is spliced from 12 exons. Gene Ontology annotation, cellular component: cytoplasm. The coding region runs from base 169 to 2841 and encodes 890 amino acids. NCBI's taxonomy places the organism in Eukaryota, Metazoa, Arthropoda, Insecta, Hymenoptera, Formicidae. The record is from RefSeq and is a predicted model, not a curated record.
UGUAAGUAUCGAACGAUAGAGAAAAAUUUUUACAUGUGAUAUUGGAUAUGUACACACACACAUACACACACACACACACACAUGUACGUAUAUAACGACAUCGACAACUGUUAUUGUCAUUAGUAUGUGGUGAUUCAUCGUGCGUGCGAGAAGAUACUUGUACCCAAAAUGGAGACGACAUCUUUAAAACUAGUUUUCAUUAUUGCCAUAAUGUUUCCUACUGCUAAUCCCGUCAUUUUGAAAGAUCAUGCAAAUUGCACGCUUCCUUUCCAUCAAGUAUCUACCGAUCAUAUGGUACCAAUAAGAAUUGAUGUUACAAUUCAAGUAAAACCGAGAAGCAUCUUGUCAGGCAAAACCGAUAUCACUAUAAUUGUAAAAAAACCUACGACGAAUAUAACUCUGCAUGGACAUGAUUUGGAAAUAGAUAUGGCGUGCACAAUGAUUAUGAGACCUGGUGCAAAGCCGAAGUGUCGUGAGGAGGAUGCUGUAUAUAAACUGUGGGAAGUAGUGUAUUGUUCCGAAAAUGAAACGAUAAACCUGAUAUUUAUUGAUUAUAUAUCCCCUGGCCAGUAUAUCUUACAUAUAGAACAUUUCUCUCUUUUGGAUAAAAAUGAAAACGUGAUGAUUUAUUUAUACUCUUGGAAAAAUGAAGCUAGGUGGAUCGUCACGAACUUAUAUUCGUCAAACGCAAUACGAAGACUGUUUCCAAGCUGGGACAAUGCGACAAUUAAAGAAUACUUGCAUAUAACAGUGAUAUAUGAUAAACCAUAUAUGAUCUUUUUGAAUAUACCUAUACAGUAUUCACAUGAUGAAAAUAACUCGCGAAAGACGCUUUUCUCAGACAUCUACAAAACUUCUACUCAUUCCCUCACGUUUCUGUUUAUAAGUGGUUUGACGACAAAUAUCAAACAAUACGAUAUGAACUAUCUGUGGAAUGAACCGAAUGCGACGGUAGCACUCGAAUACGCGCACAUAGUAGCAUUUCAUACCACAUUACAAUUUAAAUGGAUCAUAAACAUCGUUUUGUCUGAAAUCAUAAAUAAAAUUGACCAUAUCGUACUCCCGACUUGCCCAAUGAAAUCCGCGGGACGUCUUGAACUCAUUGUUUACAGGGAAAAAGAUGUUACGUACAAGGAAGGAGUAGAUUCUCCUGGAAAAAUGAUUGAUAUUGCGAAGUUGGUAUCAUAUGAAAUGUCACGUCAAUUGUUUGUCGGUAUAAUGAACUCGCAUUUGAACAUUGAGGAUAAAUGGUUCGAUGAGAUACUUGCGUCCUUCUAUAGUUUUUAUAUUGUAGACAAGAUAUGGUUGGGUAAAGAAAUGAUGGAGCUGUUCGUAGUCCAAAAUCUACAAACUGCUUUAGAUAGUGACAUUUAUUUGGAGCUCAAACCUACUAUACAUAAAUCUAAGAGCGAUUAUGGAAUUGAUGGAUUACUUUACCCUUUACUGUAUCACAAGAAAGCAUUCGCCCUAUUUCGUAUGUUACUCAAUUUGCUCACUCCACCAAAGUUUGAUGAAAUUAUUAAGAAAUAUGUACAUUCUCGAAACACGAAUUUCUGGACAAUCGUUGAGGAAGUAUAUCUUGAAAAAUACAUUAAAAAGUGUACGAUAAAAGAAAUAAUGAACUCAUGGUUAACGGAAGCACAUCACCUAGAAAUGCACUUUAUUCGUGACUAUAAUAAGGAAACAGUGAUGUAUAAUCCAAUGUAUCCUAAUAAUGCCUUCAAUUUUAAGAUGCCAAUUACGUUUCGUACGAAUUUGAAAUUCUAUUUUACUGUUUUUUGGUGUGGAAGAAAUGACAUAAAUAUUUUUAGAGGAAUUAACUCAAAUUAUUUUUUUUUAGUCAACACGGAACAAGUCGGUUAUUACCGAGUUAAUUACGACAGCCGGAAUUGGUUACUGCUUGCGGAGUAUUUACAGUCUGCCAACUCUACACCCAUAGCUGUCCUCAAUCGAGCACAGAUUGUCAACGAUGCGUUUUACUUUACAACAUUUUGGAAAAUGGAAUCUCAACUCUUCUUCGAUGUUAUAAAGUUUCUAAAUGAGGAGUCUAAUUACAUAGUAUGGCAUCCAAUGUUUAACAUUUUCUCGUAUAUGUCGGCUUUCUUAAAAACACCAAUAGGCGAUUCCGCGAAGGCAAAGUUUCUGAGCAUAUUGAAUAGUCUUCUUCAUAGAGUGGGAUAUGAAGAACGUGAAGCCGAUCGAGAAAUGACGAUGCCGUUAAGAUUACUAGCAAUAAAGUGGGCUUGCGAAUUUGGCCUCGAAGAAUGCAGAAAUGCCGUUGCCGAAAAAAUGAUUGCAUAUAUACACAAUAGUGAACAGAACAUAAUUGCGCGAUGGACAAACUGGAUACACUGUAUUGGAAUGAUGAACAUAAAUACGACUAUUUUAGAACUGAUUUGGCAAUUAAACAUUCAAGAGGAAAAUAUAGAGAUUUUAGAAUCCUUGUCCUGUAUAGAAGAUGACAUAACCUUAUUGCAUUUUUUGCAACUGAUGACAAAUAUUACCUAUGAGAACAAUGCAACAAAAUUAUCAAUGGGAAAAAUACAUCGUUUUAUUAUUAAGAGACAUAUCGAAAAGCAAAAAAUUCUCAAUUAUUUCUUGAACAAUUAUUUCAAGAUAAUAGACAGAUUCCCCAACGAUUUUGGUACCCACGAUAAUCUAACUCUAAUAGCUGAUAUCAUUAUGAAUGCACAUAGCCAGAUGACACUCAGCAAGAUAAAGAUACACAUAACCCAGAAUUUUGAUGAUCACAGACUAGGGAUCAACAGCAGAAAUAUGAUCGAAAUACGACAAGAGCAUAUAUUAAGACAGCGAAGAAAGUUCAAAAUAUUUGAGAAUUGAUGUUCUAUAGUGAUAAUAAUCCAUUUGACCUAUAGCUUUACUGCCACUUGUACGAAUUAUAAUCUAUAUAAGGGCUUACAUUAUAUAUUUUACAUUACAUAUAUUAUAUAAAGAAUAUUUAUAGCGUAAAA